AUGGCAUUCUCCAGGUCCGCGGAUCAGCCCGCCGCCCUGGCCGAGGGCCGGCGCAUCUACCUCGGCAACCUGCUCUACGUCGCCCAGCCGGCCGAGAUCGAGGAGAUGCUCAGGGACAACGGCUUCCCCGAGUACGAAAAGAUCCACAUCUCCAUGGACCCCGUCUCGGGCCGCAACCCGGGGUACUGCUUCGUCGACUUCCUGGGCCGCGACGACGCCGACCGCGCGCUCUCGUCCCUCGACGCCUCCAUCCGCGGCCGGCCCCUCAAGGUCGGGCCCUGUGAGCCCAAGAAGCAGCAGCAAAGGACGGCGACGGCGGCGACGGCGGGUGGAGGCCGCUGGAAGAGCGACAGGGAGCCGGCGGCCUUCCAGCGAUGGGGCAACUGGUCCGGCCAGAGGGACCGCGCCGGCGGCGACGACUCGGAGGACAAGGGCGGCGUCGAGCAGGGGCCGUCCGCCGCCAUCGAGCACUUUGACGGGGUGGUCGCCACCGACACGGACGGGCGGCGUCUUUACGUCGGCGGCCUGGCCAAGAUGGUUGACCAGCAGCAAAACCAGGAUGAGAUGCGUGAGAUCUUGGGCGACUUCAAGCCGGUCGCCAUCGGCAAGCGCAUCACCCCUCACGAGUCCAAGAGGACCGCGCCGGGGAACCACCACUACUGCUUCGUCGACUUCGCCACCGUCGAGGAGGCCGCGGCCGCCAGGGACGCGCUCGACGGCAAGUCGUGGGCGGGCGAGCGCCUGCGCGUCAACGUCGCCCGACCCCUGCCGGACAAGCUGAGGGACCGCGCACGCCCCAAGGACCCGGCGUCGCCGGCCAGGGACAACACGGCCUGGGGUGAACGACCUACGCGGAGCAACCGGUCUCCGGGUGGCGAGCGGUCGUCGUGGCGGAAGCCCGACGGUAACGGCGGCAACGGCAGCAACGGCGACUCGGCAGGCGGGAGCAGCAGCAACAGCAACAGCAACAGCAACAGCAACAGCAACAGCAACAGCAACAGCAACAGCAACAGCAACAGCAACAGCAGCAAGCCUUCACAGCCGCUCAGGUCCCUUGCGUCGGGGAACUGGCGUCAGAGAGAAUAG
This is a messenger RNA of Colletotrichum higginsianum IMI 349063, 1086 nucleotides long. RefSeq names its product RNA recognition domain-containing protein. Gene Ontology annotation, molecular function: mRNA binding. The transcript is spliced from 2 exons. Lineage: Eukaryota; Fungi; Ascomycota; Sordariomycetes; Glomerellales; Glomerellaceae. Gene Ontology annotation, cellular component: cytosol. The record is from RefSeq and is a predicted model, not a curated record. The coding region runs from base 1 to 1086 and encodes 361 amino acids.